Molecule: messenger RNA, 3399 nt
Organism: Fusarium oxysporum Fo47
Lineage: Eukaryota; Fungi; Ascomycota; Sordariomycetes; Hypocreales; Nectriaceae
Exons: 4
Coding region: 1-3399 (1132 amino acids)
Biological process (GO): siderophore biosynthetic process
Molecular function (GO): oxidoreductase activity; FAD binding
Source: RefSeq, a predicted model, not a curated record
AUGGCUCCCCAGGUCAUUCGCUUGCCCGAUGGGCAGACCUUCACUGUCACACCCGUCUUUGCAGGUCUCGGCUUCAAGAGCCAUGAGUUGAAUACGCAUCAUAAUGCGUUUCCUGUGGGGUGGACCGUUGUGCUGAACACGGAGAGCGAUGAUGGAUCUGAUGAUGAUACUGAGAAGCAGGAUGUUGAAAAUGGAGAGAAUGGUGUUGCGCUGGAUGGGAAGGCGAAGAGGCAAAUUCACUCUUUCGCUAAACCGACGCUGCAGGGCGAUAACCUCUUCAUCUCGUCCAUCGCGAACCCUUCGAGCUCCGAGUUCAAACCCGCUGCGAGUCCCACACGGCAGAUUGCCAUGAUGCUGUGGAUUACACUAUACUGGUACUUCCACCAGCCCGAACCUGCGCCGCAAGUUCCUGCUCAGGCAGCGGAGAAGACGCCCCAAGCUGCUAAACCUCGUGGUGAAUGGAGGAUCAACAUCAAGCGCGAUGGAGUGCUCCGAGGUCGGAAUUUGAUCCCUAAGCUUGAGCGCAUGGGACUUAUAACGUCGGAGAGCAGUGCUGUUGGAACGAGUUUGGAUGAUAAUGGGGACGAUUGGUCUAAUAUGUUUGUCUCGAGACGGAUGUUUUGGCAACUCCCUGGUCGGCUUUUUCUCUUCUCUUUACAACCUAACAAAGCUGGUGCGAAUUACGAUUCUGUUCCUGGAUCGCCUAUUGGCAGUCGCCCGAACUCACCUUUACCUAUGGAACCACCAUCGCCAUUCCACAAGACCUUCCAGCGCCAUUCACCGCAUUCGUCUCUGAAUCGAAUAGAUCAUGAUCUCCCCGGUGGACCAACUCCCACAUCGAUGGCAAACCCGCCUAGCUUCCCUAUUGGACCUUUCUUUUCGAGCUCUCAUCUUCCGACUUACUAUCCGCCUGCUCCUCUUCAAUAUAUCUUUACGAAUAAUAUCCGUCACCCGAUGAGACCAAAGCCACCUAGGAUGGGCGAAGUCUUCUACACAAGAUUUGUCCCGAGCGUUAAUCAGUACCUUUCGUUCCGAGUUGCUUCCAUUUCACCCAAUCCUGUACCUUACCUUGGACCCGUUGGACCCAAGCCUCCUGAGCAAUCUCAUCUUAGUACGAUGAACGACACGGCUUUGUUGGAGAUGUGGAUGAAGAAGCCUCGAGUGAGCGCCUUCUGGGGCGAGUAUGAUGAACAAUUCCUCACCAAAUCAUUGAACCAAGCAAACUCCUUCCCUGUGAUUGGACAAUGGGACGGCGUACCAUUUGGAUACUUUGAGAUCUACUGGGUUAAAGAAGAUAUUCUCGGUCAGCAUCUCGGUAGCGAUGCGGCGGAUUGGGAUAGAGGUCUUCACGUGUUCAUCGGAGAAGAGUGGGCAAGAGGUCGGGUUCCAAUCUGGUUGACGGGAUUGGUGCAUUGGUGCUUGACAUCGGACUACCGAACAAUGAGUAUAUGCCUUGAGCCGAGAGUGGACAAUGCGAGGUUUCUGCAGGGCCUAGAGUUUACUGGGUUUUCGCGUGAGAAGCAGAUUUCGUUCCCGCAUAAACAAUCUUGGCUUGUUAGACUGCGUCCUUACAGCACUUACAAAGCCAAAAUGUGUCAACAAGGUAAUACUCCUCAAUCACCCACCGCCACAACAAUGACUGACGAGAACGCAUCCUUCAUCCGCCAAUCCUUCCUCCGUGGCUAUCUCGCACCAGCCUUCAACCCCCCAUCCCGCACCUGUCCCCGCUGCCACGCCUCAUUCACCGGCUCGAAGACAAUGUGUCUCCGCUGCCUCAAAGACAUAUACACAGAACAAGCCGCCGACAAGCGCGAAAGGGAAAGAGAUACUUUUCUCUCCUACUGCGAAAACGAAAAAUGCAACGAAACUACUCAUCACCUCGGCCCGGGGUGGUGUGUUCCCUGUAAUGCACAUGGGAAGAACGUGUAUCAGAUUAUUUGUGUGGACUGUGAGCUUGUGAUGGAUGUGCCAUAUACCGUUAAGGAUGAUCAGGGGGGAUUUGUGGAUAUGCUCAAGGGCAUUGAAUCGCUUCAAUGCGAAUAUGUCGUCCCUGACAACGGUACACCACAACUUCCUCGUUGGUCCGACACACAUAUUCAACGCCCUGCUCUUAUAGUUACCCCAAAGACCGAGCAAGAUGUGAAAGAUGCCAUUCGUGUCGCGAAAGAGAACAAGCUUAUAAUCGUUGCUGCUGGCGGAGGCCAUGGAACGUUUGUCAGCGUGGACCCAGCAUCCCUGUACCUCGACAUGAAGCUCUUCAAGAAGAUUGCACUGAACAAGGAUGAAGGAACUGUGAAGGUUGGUGGUGGCGUCAUCGUCGGAGAGGUACUGAAGAUCUUGGCAGACGAGGGCUACUACACUCCCAUUCCCAACUCUGAUGCCGUUGGCUUUGUGGGAAGUGUGCUUGGAGGUGGAAACAGUGCUCAGAUUGGCCUUCAUGGAUGGAUGGUCGACAACAUGGUUUCGUUCCGACUUAUCACUGCUUCAGGCGACAUUGUCGAAGUCGAUUCUUCGUCAAAGGACAAGGAACAAUCUCUCUUCAACGUUCUCUGCGGCGCGGGUCAUGGACUCGGUGUCGUCACGGAGCUGACUGUUUCCGCAUUCCCACUUUCGAGUCUCAACGUGGAGGACAACAAAAUAUGGACAAGGUCGCUCAUCUUUCCUGCUCCAGCACUAGAUAUUGCUAUCAAUGCCUUUCUGGAUCUGAGCCACCCUCCAGCCGAAGGAUACAUGAGCUUGGCGUUUGCACGAAGUCCUCCUGGUACUCCAGCAGCUGGAUCUCCAAUCAUCAUUCUGGGGUACCAGUAUUUUGGUCCUGCUGAGCAGGCUGAGAAAGCAACGACCUUGCUUUUCCAGGACGACGUCGUCAGCAAGACCAUCGUGGCAAACACAGAGCUAUUGCCAUUUGAGAAUGUCAAUGCCAAGAUGAACAUCUACAACUCUCACCACGGCCACAAAACCAUAGCAUCCUGUCGUCUUCACAAAACCACAGCUGAAGCCAUAAAAGCUGGCUUCGAGAAAUGGCGCAUCGCAACGGAGGACUAUCCUGAUGCUCAACAAUCAAGUCUCAUAAUCUCAGCAUACAACAUCGACAAGACUUUAGCGAUCAAGAAUGAGAAGUUCGUGGAGGGCAGGGAUAGAAACAUCAAUGCGUUUAUGGUGAUGGUGGCCAAAGAGGACAAGACAAGAGAGGCGUUUGGGCCAAUUCUGGAUGAUGUAGUUGCAGGUUUUAGAAAGAGUGAUGAGGGGAUGGUGCCGAGAAGUUUUCCGAAUAAUUUGAGGCCUGGGAAGGACUUGAGUGAAAUGUAUGAUACGGAGAGGCUGGAGGUUUUGAGGGAUGUGAAGAAGACUUGGGAUGCCGAUGGCGUGUUUUGGUCGCCUUACUUUAAGGCUGUUUAA